CGUUAAACAGUGAAUAUUUAAGAAAACAACUAUAAGGAAAAGAAAAAAUAGUCUGCUAAUAAUUGGCGAAAUAUAUGAGAAAUUAAAGAGUGUUCAAACAACAAAAGAAAAAUAAAUUAUAAUGAAAGCCCAUGCUUGGGACUGGCUGCCAGUGCUGUUCGUAUUGGUAGCCGCGUGUUUGGCCCUGCGCGGCGAGCCAAGGCACGAAACUUGCAACAAUGAGAAGAGAUAUGAGAACCAGGUCAUGUGCGCGGGCGUACAGUUUGGCUAUCGGGCGCCCUAUCCAGAUAAUUGCAGCUUGUAUUUAGUUUGUGAUUGCGAAUAUCCCACCGUGCUGCCAUGCCCCGGCCAACUGUGGUGGAACAAUGAGACGCAAAACUGUGACUGGCCACAAAACACUAAAUGCCUUUACUAUACCAUCGAUACAACACCCAAGACAACAAAAGCAACCACAGCUGCCACAACACCAAGCAGCACCGUUUACACUCCGCCAACGACAACACCCAUGUCAAGCACAACAGAGGAAAAUUGGCCAUCAAGCAGCUAUGAUCCGCCACCGCCACCACCGGGCAUUCCUUAUACAUUUUGUAGGAAUUUAACUGACGGUUCGGUGCAUCGAUAUCCGUACGAUUGCAAUGCCUAUAUUAACUGUACCCACGGCUAUCCAGUCUUAAACUAUUGUGAGCCCGAUAAAGUCUUCAAUCAGGUGCUGCUCAUUUGCGAUACGCCCGAAACUGCCGAAUGUGAGCCACUGCCAUUGCCGUCAACAACAACCGAGCACCCAACAGAAACAACAACUGCAGAGCCAACAACAACGACUGAAGAUGGUGAGUGUGGUGCUCCGCCGUAUGGCAUUGAAGCGGAUUACUGCGUACCAUUGGGCGAUGGCUUCUACGAAUACCCCUACGAUUGCAGCGCCUACAUCAGCUGUCGUCAUGGCUGCACGGAUAAGGACUACUGCAUACCUGAUAAACUCUUUAAUCCAAUUUUGCAUAUAUGCGACACGCCCGAUUCGGUGCACUGCAAUCCUAAGCCGUAUCCAACAACAACUGUAGCCACAACGCCUGGAUCCACAGAAGAUACGAGCAGUUCGACCAAUGCAGGAAAAAGCACAACGCCCGUUAGCAGCAGCUCCACCACCACAGUGGCAACGACAACAACACCAGCCUUGCCAGCGGAUGUGGAUCCCGAUCUCUGUAAGGGUUUGCCCGAUUACACACGCUUCCCCUAUGCAGCCGAUUGCUCUCAGUUCCUGCAGUGCAGCAAUAAUCAAGUGGUAGUGGGUCAGUGCGCCGAGCCGCUGCUCUUCAAUCCCGAUUUUCUGAUUUGUGAUAGCGCGGAUGAUGUUAUUUGCUAUGGUGAUCGCACGACAACCACAAGCACAACCAGCACCACAGAAGCGCCCACAACGACAACAAGCAGUACAACGGUGACGACCACGCCCACCACAACACCCGGACCAGCCGAGCUAUGUGCAAAUGAACCCUUUUACGCUACAUUCCCGUAUGUGCAGGAUUGCACAUCGUACAUUCUUUGCCUGGGCGAUGGCGAAUUCUAUAUUGCAAAGUGCAUUAGUAAUACAUACUAUGAUCCAAAAACUGGCGAUUGUGGACCAAAUGUGUCGCCGACAGCUUGCAGGGAGCAGGAUACAACUACAACAAGAACCACGACGGAAAAAACAACAACGGAACCUGUCACCAGCAUUUCGACACCCACCACAAGCGUGGGAACAACAACAAGCCCAACUCCUGUGCAACCCGGCGGCAUAUGCGGCAACAGGGAUGAGGGCGAACUGAUUGCCUAUCCAAAUGACUGCAGCAAGUACAUUGUCUGUGUGACGCCAAUUCCGGUUGCCUUCUACUGCAGGCCCGGCUCCUACUUCAGCGCCAAGCAGCAGCAGUGUGUGAGCUGGGAGGACAGCGAUUGCGACAAGGACACGGCCACGACACCUGGUUACACAGGGCCGCCAUUGGAGCCGACAAUGUGCACGAACAGCAGUCGGGAUACGUUCCCCUAUCCCGAGAACUGUCAGUGGUUCAUACGCUGUGUGAACGAUUACAUCUACAUGAUGGAUGUGUGCAACUGUAGCGAAUACUACGAUCCGAUAAGCGGCAAAUGCGGUGCGGACGUGCCAUCCGAUGCCUGUCGCUGGGACUAUACUUCAACAACAACCGAGGCAACGCCGACACCUACAACGACAGAGCCAACACAUGUGACGCGGCCACCACCGCAAAAGGGUCCCUGCGAUGAUGCGGCUGAUGGUGAACUGGUGCCAUAUCCCAACGACUGCUCCAAGUACAUCAAAUGCGAUCACCCAAUAGCCGCGGCAUAUGAUUGCGAUGAUGGCGAUGAGUUUAGCCCCGUGUUGCGUGAAUGUAUGGAGGCUUCGCUCGCCAAUUGCACAGUUGGCACAACGCCAGAUCAAACGGACUCAACAACACUCCCAACUACACCCAUCUGGCCAGGUUCAACAACGGGCAGUAUCACGACAAGCUCUCCAGUCUCAACUACAUCUCCUGAGACUUCUACAACUUCCAAGACUUCUACAACACCUGAGACUAGUGAGCCCAACAGCAGCACAACUCUUGAUACAACAACAACCCAAAAGACUACAACGCCAGCACCCUCCGGUGGCAUUUGCAGCGGAAAGCCCGAUGGAACUCUAGUGCCAUAUCCAAACAAUUGCGGCAAGUAUAUUGUUUGCCAAGAGCCUAUACCCAUUGGCUAUGAUUGCCCCGAGAAUUUGGAGUUUAGUCCCACAGAAUUGGAGUGUAUGGAUCCGGAAUUGGCCAAUUGUGAACCCAAGCCAACUACGGCGGCAACAACAACGGAUGCAUCAACAACACCUUCCUCUACAACCACAGAAACAACGCCCACAACAACAGAAUCGACAACAACCCCUUCCCUAACCCCUCCAAUAACUCCUACGACUACGCCAGAGACCACAGCCUCGACAACAUCCGAAACUACCGUAACGGAUUCUACGAGCACAACACCCGAAAAAUCAACCAUAACAACAUUAACAACAGAACCGACAACGACCCCUUCAUGCAACACAUCACCUAACACGACUCCAAUAACUCCUACCACUACUCCAGAGACCACAGCCUCGACGACACCCGAAACUACCGUAACGGAUUCUACGAGCACAACACCCGAAACAUCAACCAUAACAACUUUAACAACAGAAUCGACAACGACCCCUGCAUGCGACACAUCACCCAACACGACUCCAAUAACUCCUACGACUACGCCAGAGACCACAGCCUCGACAACAGCCGAAACUACCGUAACGGAUUCUACGAGCACAACACCCGAAAAAUCAACCAUAACAACUUUAACAACAGAACCGACAACGACCCCUUCAUGCGACACGUCACCUAACACGACUCCAAUUACUCCUACGACUUCGCCAGAGACCACAGCCUCGACAACAUCCGAGAAUACCUCGACAACAGAGGUGCCAACACCAAAAACUACAACUCCAGCAACCCCAACGAUUCAUCCAGAUACACCCAACAUAUGCUGUGGUCAUCCUCUAGGUACAAUUUUGCCCUAUCCUAACGAUUGUAAUCGGUAUGUUGUCUGUGACUAUCCGAUUCCCUACGCUGUCGUCUGUGAAGAGGGCACAGUGUUCGAUGUAGAGUAUCUGCAAUGCACAACCAACGGCAAAGGAUCUUGCAUUUAAAAAAUAGAGCAUUAGAAACCACUAAUUCAAUGCUAAAAUCAAGAAGUUCCUUUAAAAAUUGUAUGUAUAUAUAAAAGUAUCAAUAAAAAUAAGCAAA
Molecule: messenger RNA, 3785 nt
Organism: Drosophila montana
Lineage: Eukaryota; Metazoa; Arthropoda; Insecta; Diptera; Drosophilidae
Product: mucin-2
Exons: 2
Coding region: 122-3688 (1188 amino acids)
Cellular component (GO): extracellular region
Molecular function (GO): chitin binding
Source: RefSeq, a predicted model, not a curated record